This is a messenger RNA of Malassezia restricta, 1014 nucleotides long. RefSeq names its product acyl-CoA thioesterase 8. Gene Ontology annotation, molecular function: fatty acyl-CoA hydrolase activity. Lineage: Eukaryota; Fungi; Basidiomycota; Malasseziomycetes; Malasseziales; Malasseziaceae. The record is from RefSeq and is a predicted model, not a curated record. The coding region runs from base 1 to 1014 and encodes 337 amino acids. The transcript is spliced from 4 exons. Gene Ontology annotation, cellular component: peroxisomal matrix. Gene Ontology annotation, biological process: fatty acid catabolic process; acyl-CoA metabolic process.
AUGUCUUUACUCGCAGGCACCAACAAGACUCGUGAGGAGUGGGAUAAGCUUACGACACCAUUCGUUCAAGUGCGUAAGAAAGCAGAUGGUCUAUAUGAAAGCUGGGUCAAGGAACACUUUGUGCCUGUGUUCGGCAAAUCCAUAUUUGGUGGCUCGCUUAUUGCGCAAUGCAUUCUUGCAGCUUACGAUACCGUGUCAGAGGACAUGCUGUUACACGAAUUCCACGGCAAAUUCGUCGAUCGAGCUGAUGUCCAUGAGCACAUUAUGUAUCAUGUACAAAAGCUGCGCAAUGGUCGCUCCUACAUGACUAGGCGUGUUGAUGCUAAGCAGGGAGACACGGUCUUGUUUUCGGUGUCCAUGUCGUUCCAACUGCGUGAACCGAAUGAGCCUACUUAUUUUGUGCCUUCGCCCAAAGUGGUGAAUCUGGACGACUUUCAGUCCCUUUCCAAGGAUCUGUACGAUCCUUAUGUCUCACUUCGACAGGUGGUGCACCCCGAGCAGUGCAUGCAUGCGCAUAUGCGAUAUCAUAACAUACUUCAUUCAAUGCGGGAAGAUCACCCCAUGUACGAAUUGCUCUCGCAAUGGACGCACGACCAUACUCACGUCUUUCCGAUGCAGUCUCGACCGGCCAUUCCGACCAUGUUUGACAGAGAUGGUCAUAUGGCGCCAUUUUCCAAAACAGCCUACUGGCUCAGCUCUCGUGGCUACUGCCGUGGCCCCCAAAGUUUGCAGCAAGCCAUGCUUGGCUUUCACGUCGACCAGUUUUUCCUGGUCAACAUGAAUACGGAUAUACCAUCGUACACCACGACAAUGAUGGCGUCUCUGGACCACACGAUGUGGUUCUAUAAUGAUUUCCAGAUGUGUGAUUGGCUUUUGUUUGUCUUGGACAAUCAAGCGCUCAAUAAUGGCCGCGCCUUGAUCACAGGCCGCAUAUACCGUCUAGAUGGUGUCCUUGUCGCUGUUGUGGCGCAAGAGGGCGUGCACCGUUUCAAGCCCAGCCAGUCGCAUUUAUAG